CGCCGCAGCCCCACGCGCCGCCCAGGACCCACUUGCCACCACUGCCUCCGCAGUACCCAUGGGGACCAGGAGACUUUAAAGGAGUUUGGGGUUUCGGGAGCAGGGAAAUCACGGAUCCCCGCUCCUGGCCCUUGCCUCGUGCGUCAUUGAUGGGCAACCAACUGGACCGCAUCACCCACCUCAACUACAGCGAAUUGCCCACGGGGGACCCCUCUGGGAUCGAGAAGGACGAGCUACGGGUCGGGGUCGCCUACUUCUUCUCGGAUGAGGAGGAGGACCUGGACGAGCGCGGCCAGCCGGACAAGUUUGGAGUGAAAGCGCCCCCGGGGUGCACGCCCUGCCCGGAGAGCCCCAGCCGCCACCACCACCACCUGCUGCACCAGCUGGUCCUGAACGAGACUCAGUUCUCCGCCUUUCGGGGCCAGGAAUGCAUCUUCUCCUGGUACCGCUACCGCCCGCUGCUGGCCGAGCUGGUGGUGCAGAACGCCUGCGGCCACCUGGGCCUCAAGAGCGAGGAGAUCUGCUGGACGAACUCGGAGAGCUUCGCCGCCUGGUGCCGCUUCGGCAAGCGCGAGUUCAAGGCCGGGGGCGAGGUGCCGGCCGGCGCGCCGCCGCCGCAGCAGCUGUACUAUCUCAAGGUGCACCUGGGCGACAACAAGGUGCACACCGCCCGCUUCCACAGCCUGGAGGACCUCAUCCGCGAGAAGCGCCGCAUCGACGCCAGCGGCCGCCUGCGGGUGCUCCAGGAGCUCCCCAGAGGCACCAUCCCCGCCCCCAAAGGCGCCAAAAGACCUGUCGGAGGCGAGGGUGGAUCUUUUCAGGGCGCAGCACUCCGGCCUGGAUGUGUCCCCAGAUUGCAGGAUUUCCAAGAAAUCGAGCCUGUCCCUUAAGCACUUGUGAAUCAUCCCACCAGGAGAGAGCACCUCGGGACUCCGGGUCACCCCGAGCUGCCCGGGACUGUUCCAGCUCUCCAGCCCUGAGGCCCGCGGGUUUUGUAUUCCCGGCUGCGGGCUAAGCUAGACAGUGUUUGUUUCCUAUGAUUUCCACCCGGGGAAGCGCACGCCACCCCCUCCCACCCGCAUUCCCUGUGAGGCCCCCCCAGCCUGACGGGAGGGAAGCCUUCCGAGUCCCCUUCCCCAGAGGGAAAUGGUGCAGGCCCGGCCCAGGCAAGGAGAAGGGCGCUUGUUGCUCUUCACCCUACCUUGCUCCCUCCUUGGGCUGCAUUUCAAAAACCAUCCUAUUUCUAAAGGGGUUGGAGGAGAGGGAGAGGGAACGACGAGGGAAUGUUCCAGAAACCAGCAUUAUGACAAUGCCAGCGCAGGUCUGUUUAGUUUGGCUUUUCCUAACAUAGAAAUCUUAGAAGGUGGGGAAGUGCAAAUAACGUUUUAAAAAAUGAGGGGGCAGUGCUCCAACUAUGUCAACCAAGCAUAUCGUGUUGAUGUUUUUAUUGACCAUUUUAGCAACAUGCUAAUAAAAUUUCAAAUUGAAAUUUU
Messenger RNA from Myotis davidii, 1493 nucleotides. RefSeq names its product protein FAM84A. Lineage: Eukaryota; Metazoa; Chordata; Mammalia; Chiroptera; Vespertilionidae. The record is from RefSeq and is a predicted model, not a curated record.